AGGAGGGGAGGAGAGGGGAGGAGCGGAGAGGUGAGGGGCGGAAUGGGCCGGCCCCUAGAGUGGGGGCCCGGGAAGAUCGGAGGUGCCGGCGACGAGGUGGUAGUAGUCCUGCCGCCUCGCGUGUGGAGGGAAGGAGAGAAGCCAGGAAAUAAAGAGGAAAAAGGGAGCGAUGCAGAUUUCGGGAAGAACCACGGGACCGUCUUAGCCUUGGCUGGGCCACGGAGCUCACCCGGACAAUGUCACUUGGUGGUGGAGGAGGACGGUGAGACGUUGGCUGGGAGUCAGAUUGUAGCCACUUGCCUGCCACUGCCCAGCCAAGGGGCAGCCCAGAGCCCAGGAGCAGCAAGUGGCUGCAGGUCACAGACACAGAGAGGGUAUGAGUGUGGCGGUGAGCACCUCCGCUCCCCUCCCCCCAGCCUCAGACACCAACAUGGUCACAUCCACCUUCUCCCUGGUGGACUAUGUGGUCUUUGUCCUGCUGCUGGUCCUCUCCCUUGCCAUUGGGCUCUACCAUGCCUAUCGUGGCUGGGGGCGACAUACCAUCGGCCAGUUGCUGUUGGCGGACCGCAAAAUGGGCUGCUUUCCUGUGGCGCUGUCCUUGCUGGCCACCUUCCAGUCAGCCGUGGCCAUCCUGGGUGUGCCGUCCGAGAUCUACCGAUUUGGGACACAGUAUUGGUUCCUGGGCUGCUCCUAUUUCCUGGGGCUGCUGAUCCCAGCACAUGUCUUCAUCCCAAUCUUCUACCGCCUGCAUCUCACCAGUGCCUACGAGUACCUGGAGCUCCGGUUCAAUAAAGCUGUGCGGGUUUGUGGGACCGUGACCUUCAUCUUCCAGAUGGUAAUCUACAUGGGGGUUGUCCUCUAUGCACCAUCACUGGCCCUCAAUGCAGUGACUGGCUUUGAUCUCUGGCUGUCAGUGCUGACCCUAGGCAUUGUCUGUACCGUCUACACUGCUCUGGGUGGACUGAAGGCAGUCAUCUGGACAGAUGUGUUCCAGACCCUGGUGAUGUUCCUAGGGCAGCUGGUGGUUAUCAUUGUGGGGUCGGCCAAGGUGGGCGGUUUGGGGCACGUGUGGGAUGUGGCUUCCCAGCAUGGCCUUAUCUCUGGAAUCGAGCUGGAUCCGGACCCUUUUGUGCGGCACACUUUCUGGACGCUGGCCUUCGGGGGUGUCUUCAUGAUGCUCUCCUUGUAUGGAGUGAACCAGGCUCAGGUGCAGCGCUACCUCAGUUCCCGCACGGAGAAGGCUGCAGUGCUCUCCUGCUACGCCGUCUUCCCUUGCCAGCAGGUGGUCCUCUGCAUGGGCUGCCUCAUUGGCCUGGUCAUGUUCGCCUACUACCAGGAGUAUCCCAUGAGCACCCAGCAGACUCAAGCAGCCCCUGACCAGUUCGUCCUGUACUUUGUGAUGGAUCUCCUGAGAGGCCUGCCAGGCCUGCCUGGGCUCUUUGUUGCCUGCCUCUUCAGUGGCUCCCUAAGCACCAUAUCCUCUGCUUUUAAUUCACUGGCAACUGUUACAAUGGAAGACUUGAUUCGACCCUGGUUCCCUCAUUUCUCUGAAGUCCGGGCCACCAUGCUUUCCAGAAUCAUCGCCUUUGGCUACGGGCUGCUUUGUCUGGGAAUGGCCUAUAUUUCCUCCCAGAUGGGACCUGUGCUGCAGGCAGCAAUCAGCAUCUUCGGUAUGGUUGGGGGCCCGCUGCUCGGACUCUUCUGCCUUGGGAUGUUCUUUCCUUGUGCCAAUCCUCCUGGUGCCAUCGUGGGCCUGUUGGCUGGACUGAUCAUGGCCUUCUGGAUCGGCAUUGGGAGCACAGUGAGCAGCCUGGGCUCUGGCAGAGUGCCCACUCCCUCUAAUGGGUCCAGCUUUUCCCUGCCCAGCAAUCUGACUGCUGUCACCAUGGCCACACUGAUGCCCUCGACUACUAUCUCCAAACCCACAGGGCUACAGCGGCUCUAUUCCCUGUCGUAUUUAUGGUACAGCGCUCACAACUCCACCACGGUCAUUGUGGUGGGCCUGGCUGUCAGUCUGCUCAGUGGCGGAAUGCGGGGCCGGACCCUGAACCCUCGGACCAUUUACCCAGUGUUGCCGAAACUCGUUGCCCUCCUGCCCAUGUCCUGUCAGAAGCGACUUCACUGCAGAACCCACAGCCAGGUAGAUCUCUCUGUGGACACGGCUGUGUUUCCGGAGAAGGUGAGCAACGGGAUGCUGAGGGGCAGCAGAGACAAGGAGGCCGUGGAUGUGCCUGAGGAAGGCCCAGCCCACCAGGGGAUCAGCCCCACCUUCAUCGUUCAGGAGACCUCACUGUGAUCUGGACUCGGGACCCAGCCCCAGAGACCACCCUGUGACACAGGAAUGAGUUCCUUGGUGAUCCUCAGGGGUGGUCAAGGACUGGAUGACCUCGCCCGCACCACAGGGCCUUGUUCUUGGGAGUUUGUGCUGCAGUAGAAGCUGUCAUGUCACGGGAGGUGUGAGAGUAGGACAGGGUUUUUCCUUGUUCCUUGCCAGUCUGUUCUCUAGAGAACCAGGCUUGCAGAGGGUAGGAUUUUGCCAGAGAAAGGGAUAGAGGUGAAUCCUCUGACAAAAGGAUAAUGGCUUCUAAUUCCGCAUCAUCAGGCUCCUUUGAAGUGAAUAGAAAUAGCAGUGCUGGACCCACUUUGUCAAGAUUGACCAUCUCCCCGUAAAACUCAGCUGCGUCGGCCAGCUGUUGCUUCCCUCGCAGUCCCCUUGGAGCACACGUUCUGUCAGCCACAGAGGGCCCCUGUGGCACUACUUUCAGGUUGUCUGUGAUACCCAGGCCCCUCUCAUUAUCUGUCUACCUCCAUUCUUGAGAGGGAGGUUUUGGUGUCCCUGAGAGGUGUCUCGGAGCAUACAGGUAUAUUCAUCUCCCUUGUGUAGAGUAGGGAAGCUUUCCCUUUUCCUCGCUGCCCCACCCUCCACCUCUGUAAUGGGUACUUGGAGAUGGGGAAAGUGUUAAUUUAAGAAACUAGGGCAUGACCAGGUCCACUGUGGAGCGUGCCAUCCGCCUGACUCCUGAGCCACGCCACCCUAGUGGCAUUUGGUCAUUCAUGCUGUUUCCUUUUGGAGUUUCUUCCCCACAUUUCUUUGUUCCUAGGGAGUAAAAACUGCUAUUGGGCUAGAAUUUGGGCUUCUGUACUGUCUGCACCUGCUCUUGUCCACCUUAGUGCUAUCCCUGACAAAGAUAAAGAGCCCCUCUUCCCAUGCACAGGUCUUCCUCUGCUGAGGAGAGAGGCACAGGGGACCAGUGAUGGCUUGGUGAGGUUUCUGGUCUCUGUGGCUGAUGUGUCUACAGGGGGUAGCAUUGUGCUUAUGGGGUGGAAGAUGCACACUUUCCCUCUGCUGCUUCUCUUCCCCUGUGGCUCAGUCUGUUCCCUGUCCCACCCACCAUGUCCUCGACCAGUACAGUCACUGCUGCUCUGGGAAUGUUCCCUUUGGGGCAGGAGGAAGAAUGCUGCUGUUUGGCUUUUAAAAAUAGAACAUUCGAGGUGGAUUUUAAUGGUCUUGUGAAGAACACUUUGCUCAUGUCCACCCACACCUGGUCUCUAGCUCUGCUUGGCCCCAUCCAACUGCCCAGAAGCAGCUCUGGGAAAGCUCUCCAGGCCCCUCAGCAGAGACUUAGUCCCACACACAUCCAUGGCCAGUCCCAGAAAAUGCCAGGUUGACUCUGCCCUGAGGUCUGCCCUCCUCUUGACAGCCCCCCACCUUGGGGCUGAGGGCCACUGCUCAGCCCACAUCCCCACCCCAGCCAGCUGCUAGAGUUGUAGACCUAGCCGGGCUCUCAUUUAUUCAUUCUUCAACAUAUUUAUCCAUCACCCACUUCAUUCAAGGGCCUUACCUUGGCUGCCAUCUUAGAGCUAAGGAAAUGACUGUGCCACCCAGGGACUCUGCACCAGGUGCCACCGUUGGCCUUUGAGUUGCCCCUUUUUGUCUCAAAUUCUUGCAUUUUGGCUAUAUUUACAUAGAAAAAGGGGAGACCCUACAGGACUCAGAACUUACAAGAAUUAUAUUUAAGGGGAAUGGUAAAAAACAUUCAUUCUCCAUAUAAGUCAAACUCUGUAACAGAACAUAGAUGUUCCUUUGUCUCUAACGCAGUAACUUUUAUCUUCAUGCAGAGUUUUAAAAGUACCAUUUAAUGAUUGAGGGUGGAGUCCAAUGGACAGACCUGGGUUCAAAUACUGACUUCAGUUACUUCAUCUAUUAGGUGUGAAUGUCACAGUUAAAGAUUCAAAAUUAUAUUGUGUGUAAAGGACUGAUGCAUUCCUUAAAUGCCAGUUAUUGUGAUAAUAAUUGUAGUUUUCAAAGCACUUUUCAUGUGCUACCUAAUUUUAUACUUCGGGAGAGAAGUACGUUCCAUAUCAUCUGCAUAUUUAAUGUAUAAGGUAACUGGAUUGCUUGCCUAGUGAAGGGUUGAAGCAGAGCUAGAACCCGGGUCUGUGACUCCCAUUAGCCCACCAAAGUCACAUCUCUUGCCUGGAAGCAGUGUCCUUUUUGAUAGGGUGCUCACACAGGUGACAGGGUCUCUCCUGAGAUAGCAGUCCAGAGAACAACGAUGUACUAAAUGGGGUGCUACUGUACCAUCGUUCUAGAAUCUUUCUAAGUCAGUGGCCUUCAAACCUUUCUUGAGACCCACAGUAAGAAUGUAUUUCACAGCAUGACCCAGUAUACUGAUAUAUUGCGUUGUGUUACUAAAACAUUUCAUGAAAAAGUGUCUGUGGGUAUAGCUAAUAUUUCUGGAGCUCUCCUUUUUCCUUCCCUCCUUGAAUAAUUCAGUCCUUAAGCCAUUAUGUGGAGCAGAGCAAGGUAGGCACUCAUGCUGGGGGCUAGGUGUCAGAGCACAAGUGAAAGGAGGGAGGCCAUGCACAGGAGUGGCCCAGCUUGAAUGCCAGAGCCCAAGCUGGAUGAGGAGAGUGUCCAUGGGGGUCGGGAGCCUGGUGUGGGGUUGGAGAAAGAGAAAGGAGCCCUCACAGGAGAAAAGACGUGCGGGUUGUCAGCUGGAGUGAGUGAGGUGGGAGCCUAAGGGGGGGGCAGCUUGACGUGGGGUGUCAGCAUGAGGAGUGCAUCCACAAGGUAGGUGGCUCAGCAUGGCUUGUCCGAGCCAGUGUGUGUGUGUGUGAAGGCGGCGGGACUUCCCUGGCAGUCCAGAGGUUUAGAUUCCGUGCUUCCAAGGCAGGGGAUGCGGGUUCGAUCCCUAGUCGGGGAACUAAGAUCCUACAUGCUGUGCGGCCAAAAAAAAAAGAAUGAAGAAGGCAUCUACAGGUGCGAGCAACACAUGCAAGCAGCUCACCCUGGGCUGUUAGAGUGCGAGUGCAGUGAGGAGGGCAUCUAUACAGGAGGAAGAUCUGUCAUCAGGUGGCAGUCCAAGUAGGGUGAGGGGGUCACUUGCCAUAGAGGCAGCCAGUGGUGGGGAGAUGAAGACGUCCACACAGGGGCCAGCCCAUUACAGUCUCAGAGCCAGAGUAGGAUGAGGAGGGCAUAUAUGCGAGAGUGUUGGGGCUUUGACUGCAUGCUGAGAGAUUAAUCAAAUAAGUAUAUUAGGAAUAACCUGAGCCACGUUUCUCACUAGUGGAGAAGGGUGUUACAUGCAUGGAAAGGGAGAAAGCAAGAAUGAACUCUGUGGUGGUGGAUCGGAGAAAGGGAUAUUCGCAUGUGUUCAUGGUUUUCAACAGAUCUACGUAAAUAUAGAAAUAAACAGGGAGGGAAGUAGCUCUGUCCACUGAGGGUUUGGGAGCAGAAGUGUGAUAGCAAUAAGUGUUUUGUGCCUAGAUCUUGGAUUCUAAAUACCACUUUCCACUAAAACAACAACAAAAACCCAAGGCUUCUUGGAGAAAUAGUUGAUUCUAGGGCUGGGACCAAAGUACAAGAUAGGCCUGGAACAUCUUGUACCAGAAAGCAAAGAACUUAUCAAGGAAAGAUAAGAUCAUAUCAAAGGACACAGAAGUUAGCUUGAAGGGACUCUCACUAGCCAAAUCUGGAACAUUCUGAGCAUUAAAAUAAUAGUAAUGGAUUAUAAGCUAUUGAAUGAAAAAAGGAAAUCAUGAAUUCAUACUGAUAAAAGUAGUAAGUUGGAAAUUAGAUAAGGUAUGGUAUAUUUAUAUAGUUUCAAAUACUUCUCUCUGCACAAAAUACUUAAUUACAAGGGAAAAACAACUGUAGUGGAGAAGCCUGGCAGACACCAUCUUAAGUGAUCAAAAUAAACAUCAUCUGUAAUGGGAUAAAUCAGUCAUGCAUCACCUGAUAAGAUGCAAAGGGAAGAACAUGUAAUUACUUCUGUGAUUCUCUUGUCAGAAAUGUAUAACCUGAAUCUAAUCAUAAGAAAACAUCAGACAAAAUAAAAUUGAGAGACAUUCUAUAAAAUAA
This is a messenger RNA of Orcinus orca (killer whale), 6364 nucleotides long. RefSeq names its product solute carrier family 5 member 6 (gene SLC5A6). Gene Ontology annotation, molecular function: sodium-dependent multivitamin transmembrane transporter activity. The coding region runs from base 377 to 2296 and encodes 639 amino acids. The record is from RefSeq and is a predicted model, not a curated record. Gene Ontology annotation, biological process: pantothenate transmembrane transport; sodium ion transport; biotin transport. NCBI's taxonomy places the organism in Eukaryota, Metazoa, Chordata, Mammalia, Artiodactyla, Delphinidae. Gene Ontology annotation, cellular component: membrane. The transcript is spliced from 17 exons.